Molecule: messenger RNA, 3099 nt
Organism: Sapajus apella (tufted capuchin)
Lineage: Eukaryota; Metazoa; Chordata; Mammalia; Primates; Cebidae
Gene: SAMD4B
Product: sterile alpha motif domain containing 4B
Exons: 13
Coding region: 362-2446 (694 amino acids)
Biological process (GO): negative regulation of translation; nuclear-transcribed mRNA poly(A) tail shortening; regulation of mRNA stability
Cellular component (GO): P-body
Molecular function (GO): translation repressor activity; mRNA binding; protein binding
Source: RefSeq, a predicted model, not a curated record
GGCGCGGUGACGCAGCGCGACGGCGGCGGCGGCGGCGGCGGCGGCGGCUGUCGGUGCGGGAGGAGGGAGGGAGCUCGCGGGCAGGACAGGGGGCGACGGCGGCGGCGGUGGCCUGAGGAGGCCCGAGCGGCGGCGGCGGAGGCGAAGGCUGAGGCGGAGACUGAAGAGGUGUGGCUGGACCAAGACCUCCCCCCAUGUGAGCAGGCUUCCUCCUCCCCCAACAACAGUUGCCACCACGCCCAGAAACGUCCUUAAGCCCUGGCCCUCAGGGGAAAGGUAACAGGAGGCCAGAGCCGGGACCAUGUGACGGCGCUGGCCUUUGCCACCGCCGUCCCCCCACCCUGGCCCCAGGCCCGGCACCAUGAUGUUCCGAGACCAGGUGGGCAUCCUCGCUGGCUGGUUCAAGGGCUGGAAUGAGUGUGAGCAGACAGUGGCCCUGCUGUCACUUCUGAAACGGGUCACUCGUACCCAGGCCCGCUUCCUGCAGCUCUGCCUAGAGCAUUCACUGGCGGACUGCAAUGACAUCCACCUGCUGGAGUCGGAGGCCAACAGUGCUGCCAUCGUCAGCCAGUGGCAGCAGGAGUCCAAAGAGAAGGUGGUAUCCCUCCUGCUGACCCACCUUCCCCUGCUUCAGCCAGGCAACACAGAGGCCAAGUCAGAGUACAUGAGGCUACUGCAGAAAGUGCUGGCCUACUCAAUCGAGAGCAAUGCCUUCAUCGAGGAGAGCCGCCAGCUGCUUUCCUAUGCCCUCAUCCACCCAGCCACCACACUGGAGGACCGCAACGCACUGGCCCUCUGGCUGAGCCACCUGGAAGAACGGCUGGCUAGUGGCUUCCGCUCCCGGCCAGAGCCCUCCUACCAUUCGCGCCAAGGCUCAGAUGAGUGGGGGGGCCCUGCAGAGCUGGGCCCUGGGGAGGCAGGGCCAGGCUGGCAGGACAAGCCACCCCGGGAAAAUGGACACGUGCCCUUCCACCCGUCCAGCUCAGUGCCGCCAGCCAUCAACAGUAUUGGGAGCAACACAAACACAGGUCUCCCCUGCCAAAUCCACCCUAGCCCGCUGAAGCGCUCCAUGUCACUCAUCCCUACAAGCCCCCAGGCCCCUGGUGAGUGGCCAAGUCCAGAGGAGCUUGGGGCCCGGGCUGCUUUUACCACGCCCGAUCACGCACCCCUGUCACCCCAGAGCAGCGUGGCCUCCUCUGGCAGUGAGCAGACAGAGGAGCAGGGCUCCAGCCGGAACACUUUCCAGGAGGAUGGAAGUGGCAUGAAAGAUGUGCCCUCAUGGCUCAAGAGCCUCCGCUUGCACAAGUAUGCAGCCCUCUUCUCACAGAUGAGCUACGAGGAGAUGAUGACACUGACUGAGCAGCACCUGGAGUCUCAGAACGUCACCAAAGGUGCCCGCCACAAGAUAGCCCUGAGCAUCCAGAAACUACGUGAGAGACAGAGUGUCCUCAAGUCCCUAGAGAAGGAUGUGCUAGAAGGUGGGAACCUACGAAACGCUCUGCAGGAGCUACAGCAGAUCAUCAUCACUCCUAUCAAGGCCUACAGUGUCCUCCAGGCCACCGUGGCUGCUGCCGCCACCACCCCUACUGCCAAGGAUGGGACCCCAGGGGAGCCACCGCUGCCAGGUGCUGAGCCUCCUUUAGCCCACCCCGUCACAGACAAGGGCACUGAGGCCAAGGACCCUCCACCUGCGGAGAACUACCCACCUCUACCAGCUCCAGCUCCCACUGAUGGCAGUGAGCCUGCUCCGGCCCCCGUCGCUGACGGAGACAUCCCCAGCCAGUUUACACGGGUGAUGGGUAAAGUGUGCACCCAGCUGCUGGUGUCCCGACCAGACGAAGAGAACAUCACCAGUUACCUCCAGCUCAUCGAAAAGUGCCUGACUCAUGAGGCUUUCACGGAGACGCAGAAGAAACGGCUGCUAUCCUGGAAACAGCAAGUGCUGAAGCUCCUCCGGACAUUCCCGCGCAAAGCCGCACUAGAGAUGCAGAACUACCGGCAGCAGAAAGGCUGGGCUUUUGGCUCCAACUCGCUCCCCAUAGCUGGCUCUGUGGGGAUGGGAGUGGCCCGGCGUACCCAGCGGCAGUUCCCAAUGCCUCCCCGGGCCCUCCCACCCGGCCGGAUGGGCCUCCUGAGCCCCUCAGGCAUUGGGGGUGUCUCCCCUCGACAUGCCCUCACCAGCCCCAGCCUUGGAGGCCAGGGCCGACAGAACCUGUGGUUUGCCAACCCUGGAGGCAGCAACAGCAUGCCCAGUCAGAGCCGCAGCUCUGUGCAGCGCACCCACUCGCUCCCGGUCCACUCGUCACCCCAGGCCAUUCUCAUGUUCCCUCCAGACUGCCCGGUCCCUGGGCCUGACCUGGAGAUCAAUCCCACUCUGGAGUCUCUGUGUCUGAGCAUGACAGAACACGCCUUGGGUGAUGGGACAGACAAAACCUCCACCAUCUGACAGGACCCACAGCCCAGCGCACCCAUAGGCUCCCUGGGCGGCGGGCGGGGGCCAACCCCCAACGGGCUUCUCCGCAACAGCGAGAGGGUGGGCUGGCUCAGCUAUCUAUUCUAAUAUUUUUCUACUCUCUCACCCUUUUAACUUUUGUUUAACAUUGGCACAUGCCUUGCUCACUCCCAGGCCCGUCGAGGGAUCUUUGCUGAGGCCCGGGGAGUUGGGGGCAGUCAGGAUAAAGGGGCAGGGACUGGCCAGACUGCCUGCCUCUCUCCUUCCCUUCCUCAUCCCCACCUGGCCCCAUCCCACCCCUGCCUCCUCCAGACCGCUGACCACCUGCCUCUCCCCAAGGGAGCAGACUCCCCAGAGACAGACUGACCCACUACCUUGUGGAGCCUGCUCAGAAACAUUUGACAUUUGGGGCGACAUGAGCAGGGCAGAGAACCUGCCCUCCAGAAUGUUAUUCAGAGGAGCUGGGGAGAAAGAAGGGGAGCAAGGAGAGGAAGCCCUCUCUUGUCUCCACCUUCUUCCCCUUCACCAUUCCCCACAUUCUCCCAGGACAGGAGCCACCUUCCUCUCUCACCUCCCCUGGCCCUGUUCACGAGAGGUUCUCUAUGAUUAAUUUCUUAGGCCUAUUUAAGAUACAUAUUUAUAUAGUU